UAAUUAAUUUUUUAAACUCAAAACAUUGUCAUUAAAACCGCAAAGAAGCGCCAGCGUCACAAUCCACUCGAUCUUUACUCUUUGUCAAAUUGUUCUUCAGAGGGGACGGCCGGGAUGGAGACGGUGCUCCGGCUGUGGUUUUGCCACCUUAUGUCCUUCUACUUCUCCGUCACCGCGGCCGUCAUCGGCCGCGUUCUGCCCAAAACCCACCGCUUCCCCAUCCUCAUCCCCAUAUUCGACUCGAUCCUGUCCCUGUAUUUCCGGUUCUGCAAUCUCUGCCCCUGCACCGUCGAUUUGGACGACCAGACCACCGUGCACUUCUGGGCCCCCACCCACCGCCACUUCAGCAAGCCCAACCUCGUCAUAAUCCACGGCUACGGCGGCAAUGCCAAGUGGCAAUUCGCGCUCCAGGUCCGGCAGCUGGCGAAAUCCUUCAACCUGUACGUCCCGGACCUCCUCUUCUUCGGCGAGUCCCACUCCCGGCGGCCGGAUCGCACGGACGCGUUCCAGGCGGAAUGCGUGGCGGAGGGAUUGAAGGGGUUGGGGGUGCGGCGGAGCUCGGUGUACGGGAUCAGUUACGGCGGGUUCGUGGCGUAUCGGAUGGCGGAGAUGUAUCCGGAUGCGGUGGAGAGGGUGGUGAUCGUGAAUAGCGGGAUUGCUUCGACGGCGGAUCAGAGGGCGGAGCAGAUGGUGCGGCUGAAGAAAAUGGGUCGGGAAAACGCGGUCGACAUUUUCUUGCCGGCAAAGCCGGACGACCUGAGGCUGUUGGUGAAUCAGUCAUUCAGCAAGUGUGACCCUCUCAAGUGGGUCCCGGAUUUCAUCCUCCGGGAGGUCAUCACUGUGAUGUAUAGUCCUAACAGGAAAGAGAGGGAAGAGCUACUAGAUUACUUGUUAACGAAUAAAGAUCACAGCACUCAUCGUCCCCGUCGUAUUUCUCAGGUUCGUUCUCUCCUAAUAUCAAAGCAGAUCAAAUAAGAAGACGCUUAAAUAAUACGGAGUGCUUCCUACUUCCUCCGUCCCAUUUAAAGGAAGCGCUGCUUGUUUGGGGUGAGUCGGACAAAAUUUUCCCACUGGAAUUUGGUCAGCUGCUGCAGCGGUACUUGGGUGCCAAUAAAGCAAGAUUGGAAGUGAUAGAGGGGGCUGGACAUGCAGCUAACUUGGAGUCUGCUUCAUCUCUUAACUCUUUCAUAAAGACUUUUCUUUUGCAAACUGAUUCCCCUUGUCGGGAAGUUAGCUACCUCAACAUGACUUAAUUAACAACCCCAUACAUUAGUGAAAGCGCGACAUACAAUUUUAUUAUAUUAGUCUUUGUCAUUCUUAAUAUAAUUCUUUGGAUGAUCAUACGUACGUUAGAGAAAAGGUUUGGGAAUAGUUGAAGUAAUCAAUUAA
Messenger RNA from Cuscuta europaea, 1389 nucleotides. Lineage: Eukaryota; Viridiplantae; Streptophyta; Magnoliopsida; Solanales; Convolvulaceae. The record is from the annotation of a GenBank genome assembly.